Bolinopsis microptera is the source of this 532-nucleotide messenger RNA. Its product is annotated as ubiquitin. The coding region runs from base 5 to 391 and encodes 128 amino acids. NCBI's taxonomy places the organism in Eukaryota, Metazoa, Ctenophora, Tentaculata, Lobata, Bolinopsidae. Gene Ontology annotation, cellular component: ribosome; nucleus; cytoplasm. Gene Ontology annotation, biological process: translation; modification-dependent protein catabolic process; protein ubiquitination. The transcript has 3 exons. The record is from RefSeq and is a predicted model, not a curated record. Gene Ontology annotation, molecular function: structural constituent of ribosome; ubiquitin protein ligase binding; protein tag activity.
AGCAAUGCAGAUAUUUGUAAAGACCCUAACGGGUAAAACUAUAACCCUCGAGGUUGAACCUUCAGACUCGAUAGAGAAUGUCAAAGCCAAGAUCCAGGAUAAGGAAGGAAUCCCCCCAGAUCAACAGCGUCUGAUCUUCGCUGGUAAGCAGCUGGAAGACGGCAGAACUCUGAGCGACUACAACAUCCAGAAGGAAAGCACUCUCCAUCUUGUUCUCAGACUUAGAGGAGGAAUCAUCGAGCCCAGCAUGAGAGCGCUCGCCUCCAAAUACAACUGCGAGAAGAUGAUCUGUCGUAAGUGUUACGCGCGACUCCACCCUCGUGCCACCAACUGCCGCAAACGAAAGUGUGGUCACAACUCUGACUUGAGGGUCAAAAAGAAGCUGAAAUAGACUCUGGGUCGAUGUUUUAGGACGUUUCGUCAAGAAGAAGCUGAAAUAGACUCUAGGUCCAUGUUUUAGGACGUUUCGUUUUGAAUUUUCCUGUAAUUUCAAUGUACAGUUCUCUGUUUAUUUGAAAGUUUCGUUCAUUGA